CACAUGGCCUGCAAGACCGGGGUUGGUGGGAGGGGGCCGGGCUGGUGCUCCGCAGCUGUGACACCCGGAGCCCGCGGGCUCCCACGGCCCCCACAGAUCCCGCCAUGGUGCGUGCGGGCGCCGUGGGGACGCAUCUCCCCGCGUCCGGCUUGGACAUCUUCGGGGACCUGAGAAAGAUGAACAAGCGCCAGCUCUAUUACCAGGUUUUAAACUUCGCCAUGAUUGUGUCUUCUGCGCUCAUGAUCUGGAAGGGCUUGAUCGUCCUCACCGGCAGUGAGAGCCCCAUCGUCGUGGUGCUGAGAGAUAAUGGAGACAUCAAAUUUCUGACUAAAGGAGAUAAUAAUGAAGUUGAUGAUAGAGGUUUGUACAAAGAAGGCCAGAACUGGCUUGAAAAGAAGGACGUGGUGGGACGAGCCAGAGGGUUUUUACCAUAUGUUGGUAUGGUCACCAUAAUAAUGAAUGACUACCCAAAAUUCAAGUAUGCUCUUUUGGCUGUAAUGGGUGCAUAUGUGUUACUAAAACGUGAAUCUUAAAAUGAGAAGCAGUUCCUGGGACAAGAUUGAAAUGAAUUCUGUUGAAAAAGAGAAAAAUAAUAUAUUUGAAAUGUUCUUUCUGUAUAAAAGCAAACAAUGUGGAGAUGUUUCUGCCCUGGUCAAAUAAAUGAUUCAUCAGUAA
Molecule: messenger RNA, 675 nt
Organism: Manis javanica (Malayan pangolin)
Lineage: Eukaryota; Metazoa; Chordata; Mammalia; Pholidota; Manidae
Gene: SEC11C
Product: SEC11 homolog C, signal peptidase complex subunit
Cellular component (GO): membrane; signal peptidase complex
Molecular function (GO): serine-type endopeptidase activity
Source: RefSeq, a predicted model, not a curated record